Schizosaccharomyces octosporus yFS286 is the source of this 2637-nucleotide messenger RNA. RefSeq lists its product as uncharacterized. NCBI's taxonomy places the organism in Eukaryota, Fungi, Ascomycota, Schizosaccharomycetes, Schizosaccharomycetales, Schizosaccharomycetaceae. The transcript has a single exon. Gene Ontology annotation, molecular function: protein binding. The record is from RefSeq and is a predicted model, not a curated record. Gene Ontology annotation, cellular component: endoplasmic reticulum membrane. The coding region runs from base 426 to 2375 and encodes 649 amino acids. Gene Ontology annotation, biological process: ERAD pathway.
GGGACGUAUAUCACGUAUGCUGAAUGUUCCGUUAGAACAGCGGAUUUUCUUGUUUAAAAAUAAUUCUUUUUAUUUACAAAUAUUGAAAUAUCUUUUGGAAUAGGUAUGACCCAGUAACUGAUCUAUCAAACAAAACGCAGUAUUCAUAAUUGUCUUCCUUUUCGCGACUUCUUAUAUUCACGUAUCUUAUAGCCUAAUUGAAGAUACGAAAAAUUUGGAAGCUUAAUUAAAAGUCUAUUCUGUAGACACGCUUUGGUGAUUGGUACGACCGUCCUUAUCGAGUUUUCUUGCAUACUUCACGUUUAACAACAAUUGCUAUUUCUUACUACUUUUACCUGUCUUUAGUCAUUUACUUUAUUCUUUUGUUUCUUGAUUGCUGAAUUCACUGACGUCGUAAUUCCAGUUAUCCAUUUGGGUCGUUCAAAAUGAUUGCUUCAACGACUUUGGUUUCGCUAUUUGUAUCAGUCAUAUUAAUUUUUUCUUAUUCAAGUGACGCUUUUGGCGAACCAGACCUUUUCUUCGUAGACCCUACUGGACUUUCAAGCCAGGAUGCUCCAUUCAGCGAGGACUUCAAUUUUCCUGUUGAAGAUCGUUAUGAAAAAGCGAAAAAGAAAUUACAAGAUGACUUUACUUCAACUGAAGAAAAACUGCAUGCCGCGAGUCUGUUAAAAUCUGCAGCACGGGAAAAUAAUACAGAUGCCAUCCUUUUGCUCGGUAAUACACUCUUUUUUGGCCUCUAUGGUUUUGAACCAGACUUUAGAAUGGCUUUUAAUUAUUACGACCAAUUACUUAAAAUGAAUGGAAGCAUUAUGGGUAACUUAAUACUUGGAUUUUACCAUUCGGUGAGCUAUUACAACACUGCUCCUUAUGACCCAGCUUUGGCCCGUAUGUACUGGGAGGCAGCUGCAAAGCAGGGAUCUAUUGACGCUCAUCAUUUUCUUGCGUAUCAUCAUCUCAUCGGUAUGCAUACUGUAAAAUCUGAUUCAUUAGCAGCACAGCAUUACAAAAUUAUUGCUGAUGAUCUUACUAAAGAAGGUCCGAAAUUUCUGUUAGCAGCUUCACAAUAUCUUUGGCCAGAAAUUCUUAAUUACAAUACUGCCGGCGAAGAUGGAUCGGGCGUUUAUGGGCCUGCAUCAGCUUAUUCUCUUUCACCAGCUAGUCGAGCCUUUAUUUCCAUACGACAUUAUCUUAAAGAAAUUUAUAAUCCUCCCGAGGAACGGGAUCUUGGAACCCUUUUUGAAGCAGCAAAGCUACGUCUCCAUGGGAUGCAUUCAUUUAGGCGAAACCAUACGGUAGCUGAAGCAAUAUUUGCUAAGGUAUACCGUGAUUUAUCUUUCUUGAAUGAGAGCUCCAUUCACAUAACAUCCGAGAAAAUUGAUGAUUUGCUUUCAAAAUCGGCAGGUUAUAUAGGUCUUAUACAAUUAUUUGGAGAGUCAAAGAAAAGAAGCUUGGAAAAUGCCUCGCGUUGGUUCAAUCGCGGAAUCCUUCAUAACGACUCAAACUCAUUAUACGGAAUGGGAUAUAUAUUUUAUCAUGGGCUCUUGGAUAAUAAAACGGAUCUUCAAAAGGGUCUUAGUUAUAUAAAGGAAGCGGCGAAUAUGAAAAAUGGUUAUGCACUCACUUUCCUUGGGAUAUUAUCCUUGGAAGAAGAGGAUUACGACAACACUUUUCAAUACCUAACUUUAGCAAAUGAGGAAAAAGUAUUAUUAGCAUCAAAGCUAUUAGCUGAUUGUUAUUUACAUGGGAUUGGAACUUCCGUGUCUAAGCGGAAAGCUGCGCUGCUGUAUAAAGAGUUUGUGGAAACAGUUCGUUCCAAGUCCUCCACGAUGAGUUUAGCAGUUAGAGAGGUGGAUCAUUAUUGUUGGGAAAACAGCCUUAUAUAUUAUUUAUACUCUGCUCAGUUAGGUUACUCAAUUGCAGAGAUCAAUGCAGCAUACUUUGUGGAUGGUAACAAAUAUCUUGUUGAUUCACUGACGAGAUAUCUUUAUCCUGAACGCACACAAGAUGAAAUUCUGUCAGAUGAAUUUGCUUUUGAAUUUUAUGCACGAGCAGCUGCACAAGGAGAUGUGGAUGCAAUUUUGAAAGUUGGAGAUUAUUAUUAUUAUGGCGUUGGUGUACAUAAGGAUUAUGAGAAAGCGUAUAGACACUACGAAAUUGCUUCCGAAAAGGGAGGUGCCACUGGAAUGGCCCUUUGGAAUAUGGCCUAUAUGCACGAAUUCGGCAAAGGACGAGAACGAGAUGCUCAUAUUGCCAAACGAUUUUUGGAUGAAUUGUCUAUAAAUCGGAUUUCUUACAUCCCGUUUAGAAUGAUCUUGUCAUUGAUAUUCCUUCAUCAGAUUUAUUUAAGAUGUCUCUCUUUUUUACGGUUACGAUAAUGACUCUUUGGUGCAUAUUGAGUGUUUUUACUUUUCGGUUGAUCUCCCUGAAGUCUUAGUGUUAUAAAUGAUUAGUAUCAUGCAAACAAAAAAUUUAAUUCCUAUGUAAAUACAUUUAAUAUCAACUUAUUUUUAUGAGAAAAAUUCAACUCAUACUUCAUAAAAAAUUAAUAGCUCAAAUGUUACCUUUCUUGCUACCUGGUUUGAGAAUUGGAGGAAACCAACUUGUGCAACUUUUUCACUACGCAUUUGUUCCAAACGU